AUUGAAUGUAUGUAACCUGCUGUUGUCGGUGCAGUCUCUGUAAUGUAGUGUAGUGACUUGAGACUACUGGGCUGGAGACCAUGACCACUAUGAGCACAUGCCAUAGGACCACCAGACUCGGGAUGACUGGACUUAUGACUACUUGCACAGGCUCUGGGAUGGACCUGACCCUUGAUGUUGGCUUUAGGAUGGAUGUGUCCUUGUUUGUUGCAAGCAUAAGGGUGAGCUUGUGGUCUGUGGGAGGCAUGGCAGUCAUGACGCAGGGUUGUGUCAUGGGUUCUGGAGCUGAAGCUGAUUCUGAAGUCCCGGGUGGAAUGGAGCAGAGACUAAGACCUCGGAAAGACAGAAGUAAACUGUGGAGGCCUUGUAGAAACUGGAUCGAUGUGACCAAGGUCCUACUCCACUUCUCCCACUAUAAAUAAAGAUCAAUUCAGUUUAACAGCUAGUUGUAGAAAGUGACAGUGUCCCUCGAUGACCAUUGGCAAGCAGCAUUGAGGGAACUGAAGUGUUUGUUAAUGCAAGCACUGAAUAAACCAAUUGGAAUAUUAUCCUCAUCAUUUAUUUCAUUUGACAGAUGUAAAAAUUCACAAAUGUGUACCUUAAGGAAAAGAUCAUCCUGGUUGUGGCUGAUGGGGUUAAAUCCCAAAGUGAUAAAAUCCAUAUCUUCUGAGUUCAACAUAAGGGAGUAGUCUUCUAUCAUGUUACAAAUAGGCAGAGGCAACUAAACUCCGUUGCAUGGUUUAUUGGAAGGUAGGUGGUGCAGGAUAUGUGCAGGUAAGUAAAUGAAACACUAGAUCAAAUGCACUUAACUGGUGACAACAGUCCUUUCUAUGCAGGUGGAGAUUAGUGGCAAUAGAGCAUUUGGAACAAACACAGAGGAACACUGGAGUAAUACAGAGGAGUUACACCUAAGAGAUGAAACCGGUAAGUAAUUCCACAGGUAAGAAAAAAAAGGAAUCUGGACAGUCUUGUGGGUAACAUCGAUAAGACUAGAAAAUUACAGUGUGUGGAAGCUGGAUUAAGUGCAUUAUCAACAGAUGAUUACCCGGCAGGAAACUACAUUACCCACAAUCAUCACCAAGGAAAAGGAAAGACUGUGGAAAUACAUAAAGCACAGAUUUAACAGUGACUUCUCUGAAUGGUGGAUCUCAUUUGGAGGUCCAGAUUAAGAAUCAUUUGAAAAAACAAACAAACAAAUAAAAAAAAAACCUUGGAGUUCAGUGACCCAGUGCAGGAGCUAAGAUAAACACUGUUAUAUAUUUUCUAAAAUAUUACUGUAUAUAUAUCACCCCCUUUUACCCCCUAGUAUGUUUGUCUUUGCUAGAUUAAGUUGAGGUCAUGUUCUUUCAUCCAUGCAUAUCCGACUGGCAGUCCUAGAUCCAUGCAGCUACCAUUGGAUUGUUUGGUUGAAAUGAAAAGUAAAGUGGCAUGUUAUCAGUGUAGCAGUAGUAGAAACCAGGUGCUGUUGCUCUACCUGAACCUGUUUUAUUUAAUAAAUACUUUUGUUUUUGGAACUUUGUUGCACCUUCCUUCAUCUUUUUGGGACUCCACACAUGACAGUUUGUUAACAUUCAAUUUUAUUUACCAGCAUUUUGCAUUAUUUCUGAAUGUAACAAAUUGCAAUUUUUUUUUAAUUAAUUCUUUUUUUUUUUUUAAAUUAAUUAAUUUUAUUUUUUGCAAUAUUGACUGAUAUGUGUAACCAGUUUCUUAAAAUUACCUGUUUAACUGAUAGUGUUAAUUGGUCAAAAUUCUUACUGUCAGUUAAUGGUUAACUGAUUAUUAAUUGACUAUUAACCAAGCAUUAAUUAUGGUCAUCCCUAUAUGCCAUAUAUUCUUCAUUUGAAAAUGUGUUGCCAAAGGUAAAAUAUUCUGUUUACAGUGUGUCAUAUUAAUAAAGUAUUUUCAUAUAAUAAAGGAUCAGAAGGAUCUGAUGUGCCCCUUUGUAAAGUGGAUGCAACCACAGACUUCCCUGGUGAUUUAUGUAAGAGACCACCAAUGUGUCGUCUGUGCGGACAAGCACAUGAUGACCCCUCAGGUCUGGGAGAAAGUGCUUCAAAGCUAGAAAAACACCUAUCAUCUCCAGUCAGUUUAUGUGCCAUGAAAGAUGAUGGCCCCUCCACAGACACUGAGCUGAGCACUCACUCAUGGUCACUCCCCAGCCUGUGAAGUAUGUGACUGUCAUAAGCAUUACAUGAUGACAAGGAGCUUUCAGCAAGAGACCCUGGAAUAGGAACCGAAGUUUCUUCCACAUAAACAAGAAAUGGAAGAAUAUGUGGCAACAUUCAAAGGUUCAGAAUACUUCUGCUAUGACCUUUCUCUGAACCCGAUCCAAAGCAGCAGCGAUGAAAUCACGCUGUCAUUCAAAACACUCCAGAGAAAUGGACUGAUGCUUCACACGGGAAAAUCUGCUGACUAUGUCAACCUGGCGCUGAAAAACGGAGCGGUGUCUCUCGUCAUAAAUUUGGGUUCUGGGGCGUUUGAAGCUCUGGUUGAACCAGUCAAUGGGAAAUUUAAUGACAAUGAAUGGCAUGAUGUAAAAGUAACAAGGAAUUUGCGUCAGCACUCAGGCAUUGGACAUGCUAUGGUAACAAUAUCUGUGGAUGGAAUACUGACCACCACAGGAUAUACUCAAGAGGACUACACCAUGCUUGGAUCUGAUGACUUUUUCUAUGUUGGAGGAAGUCCUAGUACAGCCGACCUGCCGGGAUCACCUGUUAGCAACAACUUUAUGGGCUGUCUAAGGGAGGUUGCAUAUAAAAACAAUGACGUUCGGCUGGAGCUGUCCAGACUGGCCUUUAAAGGCGACCCAAAAAUGAAGAUCCACGGAGUUGUUGCCUUUAAGUGUGAGAAUGUCGCCACAUUAGAUCCCAUCACUUUUGAGACACCAGAUUCCUUCAUCACACUUCCUAAAUGGAACACUAAGAAAACCGGUUCUAUUUCCUUUGACUUCCGCACCACUGAGCCCAAUGGACUUCUCCUCUUUAGCCAUGGGAAACCAAAGCAACAGACAAAAGAGGCCAAGAGCCCUUUCACACAGAAGGUAGACUUCUUUGCCAUUGAGAUGCUGGAUGGUCUUUUGUAUCUGCUUCUGGAUAUGGGAUCAGGCACAACCAAGACACUGGCUGUGAACAAAAAAGUGAACGAUGGAGAGUGGUAUCAUGUGGACUUCCAGAGGGAUGGCAGAUCAGGUACCAUCUCUAUCAACACAAUUCGCACACCGUACCAAGCCCCAGGAAACAGCGAGAUUCUUGACCUGGAUGAAAGCCUGUAUCUCGGAGGACUUCCAGAAAAUAAGGCUGAUAUGGUGUUUCCUACUGAGGUGUGGACUGCUCUGCUCAACUUUGGUUAUGUAGGCUGCAUCCGUGACUUCUUCAUCAGUGGUCAGAGCAAAGACAUCCGCCGCAUAGCUGAGGUUCAGAAAGCAGCAGGCGUAAAGUCCUCCUGCAGUAAAGAGGCUCCUAAGCAGUGUCUCAGUAACCCCUGCCAAAACAAUGGAAUCUGCAGGGAAGGGUGGAACCGUUAUGUGUGUGACUGCUCUGGGACGGGCAAUCUUGGUCGCUCCUGUGAGAGAGAUGCCACCAUUCUCAGUUACGAUGGCAGUAAGUUCAUGAAGGUCCAGUUAUCUGUAGCUAUGCAUACAGAGGCUGAAGAUGUUUCACUACGGUUUCGCUCCCAGCGGGCAUAUGGUGUUCUCAUGGCAACCACUUCUCGAGACUCUGCAGACACCCUCCGUUUGGAGCUGGAUACAAGUCACGUCCGGCUCACGGUUAAUCUAGACUGUGACAGGAUAAACUGUACCACGAGCAAAGGACCUGAGACCAUAUUUGCUGGUCAGAAUCUGAAUGAUAAUGAGUGGCACACAGUGCGAGUGAGCAGGAGAGGAAAGAGUCUGAAGCUGUCUGUGGAUGACUUGGCCACUGUGGAAGGAGAGAUACCAGGUGACCACACACAGCUGGAGUUUCAUAACAUUGAGACGGGGAUCAUUACAGAGAAACGCUACCUGCCCAUCAUGCCCUCAAACUUCAUUGGGCAUCUCCAGAGCCUGACGUUUAACGGCAAGCCGUACAUUGACCUCUGCAUAAACGGAGACAUCGACUACUGCGAAGUCAACGCCAUGAUUGGAUUCAAGAACAUCAUUGCAGAUCCAGUGACCUUCAGGUCGUGCUCAAGCUAUCUGUCUCUGAGCACACUGCAGGCGUACUACUCCAUGCACCUGUUCUUCCAGUUCAAGACCACCUCUUCAGACGGACUCAUCCUGUUCAACAGUGGAGAUGGAAAUGACUUCAUCGCUGUAGAGCUGGUUAAGGGCUAUCUGCAUUACAUCUCAGAUUUGGGAAACGGUGCUUAUCUCAUCAAAGGAAACUCAAACAAGCCUCUUAAUGACAACCAAUGGCACAAUGUCAUCAUCUCCAGAGACACAAAUAACCUGCACACUGUCAAAAUUGACACCAAAAUCACCACCCAGACCACUGUGGGGGCCAAAAAUCUUGACUUAAAAGGUGAUCUUUAUAUUGGUGGUGUUCCUGAGGAGAUAUACAAAGAGUUGCCCAAGUUAGUUCAUGCAAAAGAAGGAUUUCAAGGCUGUCUGGCAUCUGUGGAUCUAAACGGCCGUUUGCCAGACCUGAUGACCGAAGCACUGGUCUGUGUUGGACAGAUUGAGAGAGGAUGUGAAGGGCCCAGCACUACCUGUCAGGAGGAUUCGUGUGCUAAUCAGGGGGUUUGUAUUCAGCAGUGGGAGGGCUUCACCUGCGACUGCAGCAUGACCACAUACGGAGGACCUCUGUGUAAUGAUGCAGGCACCACAUAUAUAUUUGGGAGAGACGGUGGUCUGAUAACAUACACAUGGCCACCGAACGACCGGCCAAGCACACGAGCUGAUCGGCUGGCGAUGGGAUUCAGUACUCAUCUGAAGGAAGCUCUACUGGUGCGAGUGAACAGCUCCUCUGGGUUAGGUGACUAUCUCAAACUGCACAUUGUAAAUGGCUACAUUGUGGCUAUAUUUAAUGUGGGCACAGAUGACAUCAACAUCGAGGAGAAAGCAAAGUUUGUAAAUGAUGGAAAGUACCAUAUAGUGAAGUUCACAAGGAGUGGCGGCAAUGCCACACUGCAGGUGGACGAUCUACCUGUUAUUGAGCGCUACCCCACAGGAAACAUUGAUAGUGAACGGCUGGCGAUCGCUAGACAGCGAAUUCCAUAUCGACUCAGUCGAGUAGUUGACGAUUGGCUACUCGACAAAGGUCGUCAGCUCACAAUCUUCAACAGCCAGAUGACCAUCCAGAUCGGGGGCUGGGAAAGAGACCACAGCCGUGCUUUCCAGGGCCAAAUGUCUGGUUUCUAUUACAAUGGCUUGAAGGUUUUUAACAUGGCCGUGGAAGGAGACCCCAACAUCCGCAUUGAAGGCAGCGUGAGGUUGGUUGGGGAGGUGCAGUUGUCCUCCAUAUCACCACAGUCCAGCGCUACGGUUUCUCGCUCUGAAACCUCUACCUCAGUCAUGGAGAUCACUACCACAACCACCUCCAACCACAAGAUCAAACCAAGCACAGCAAGCGAACCCCAGCAGACUACUGAUGACUUCUUGGUGGCAUCUGCCGAGUGCCCCAGCGACGAUGAGGACAUAGACCCGUGCGAGCCAAGCUCAGGUGGGUUAGCUAACCCUACAGGCCCCGGGGUGAAGAGCUAUCCUGGUCAGUCAGAGGUUUUCCGUGAGUCCAGCAGUACCACAGGCAUGGUGGUCGGCAUCGUCGUUGCUGCCGCACUUUGCAUCCUCAUUCUUCUCUACGCCAUGUACAAAUACCGCAACCGUGACGAAGGAUCGUACCAUGUGGAUGAGAGCCGCAACUACAUUUGCAAUUCAGCCCAGUCAAAUGGAACAGUUGUAAAGGAGAAAUCGAUGGAUGGCACCAGUAGUGUCAGCAAGAGCAAGAAAAACAAGGAGUAUUAUGUGUGAUACUAUUAUUCCUGGUCCUUACAGGACCAUCAUUCUCAUCCACAGUUCUCAUAAAUGUCAAAUAUAAGACCUACUCAUGUAAAAUAACAAAGACUGAGAGAUUAUGGAAAAGCAUUUAGUCAUCAUAUAUUAAACAGCGGUACAGUGGAACUCUUCAAUAUUUAAUUCAUGCACAUUGGAAUGGAUGACAGAACUGAUGGACAGACACUUGCGGAUGUUCAGGAAAUGUCCAGCAGGCUGGCCGGAGUAAGACAAGCUGAUUAAAUACCCAACAAUUACGCAUAAGUGAUGGAAAGAUUACCUAAUCCACCCAGACUGGCACUUUCUUAUGUAACAAAUGCAAGAAGAAGGGAAUGAAGAGUGAGUAAUGGACUAUUACAAAACGUCUUUCUGUUUGUUUUGUUCUCCUGAAGCAUCACUGAAUAAUGAGAGAAUAAGAAAGGACAGAACAAGUCUCUCAGACUUGAUAAGUAUUAUAGAGCUAAUAUAAAUUUGACUGCUGAUGGUAAAAGGGAAAAGAAGAUUAUGGCAUUAUAUUUGGCAAACAAAUGGCUGCAAAACAGUUGUGGAUAUCUCAGUGAUAAUGGAUUCAAUGUCUUAUUUAAUGUUUCUAUACAGUAAAACUGCAACUGCGUGCUUUUUGGACUGUCAAAAAUUUGUGUUUUAUAACCUGUUGCAUUGAGGAUGCAAACUUUAUCUACUCCUUGUCAGAAAAAAAAAACACAAAAGAAUCUUACGUGUCUAUUAUAGAAUUUAUAGAUAUCAACAAUGCCAUUUUUUUUUUUAUUUGCAAUGAGUUUUUUCAUCAUGUUACUUGCUAAUUGUUUUUUGCAAAUGAAUGUUCAAACAGUUUGUAAUAUGUGUGCACAUACACAUUUACAGACCAUGUUUUAGAAGGUACUCUGAAAGACACACAACACAAUGAAGCCAGAGCCUUCCAAAGACACAUCACUACCAAUAAACUCCCGUGAGAUGUAUCUCGGCCUGCAGUGAGAGAUGAGAUGAAUCCAUGUUUAUUUGUGCUUACACACCCUCAAAAUGUAAUCAUAUAUCAGAUUAAUUUACUCAUUUCUGUCUUGAGAGUGUGUCUGUGUGUCUCCCUCAUUUCCUACUUUUAAAGCAAGAUGCAGGAGAACUGUUUUUGAGCUAAACACAAGAACCAAUAAAAUUCAUUUGACUUA
This is a messenger RNA of Onychostoma macrolepis, 7128 nucleotides long. RefSeq names its product neurexin 1b (gene nrxn1b). The record is from RefSeq and is a predicted model, not a curated record. Lineage: Eukaryota; Metazoa; Chordata; Actinopteri; Cypriniformes; Cyprinidae. The transcript is spliced from 20 exons. Bases 2261 to 5947 code for a protein of 1228 amino acids.